GAAAUAUUUUGAUUAAACUUGAAUUAUGAAAAUAAACCGAAUCUAAAGCAACGCAAAAUCAACCGAAUAUCAUUAAACCAAACUGGAUAAGACAACCCUUAUUUAACCGAAAUCAAACCAACGAUUCCUUUAUUGGCAAUUCUACCCUUCUCUGUUGUUUUUUAUCUUCGGAAAGUCUCAUUUCUCGAUCCCCAAUUCGUGGAUUAGGGUUAAAAGAACCAUUUUUAUUCUCGUCGCGCAACAACAAAUCCAGAUCGAAAAAGGAAGAAGAGAUCGAAAUGGCGUUGAGAAGGGUUUACAGUGAAAUCAGAGGGAAGAAGGUGACGGAGCUUCCAGGCUAUAUCAAAUCGACUUUUUCAAUGGAGACCGUGAAGACCUCUGUGAAGAGAGGACUCGAUAACUACAACGAAAAAUACAUUCAGACCAGCUCCGUUGAUCCUAUCCUUCAUAUCUGCUUCUACGGCAUGGCUUUCUCUUACCUUGUCGCUCUCCCUAAUGAGCGUCGCCAUCUUGAGCAUCAGCAGCAUGCUAAGGAGCACGGUGGUCAUUGAUCUCGUGGGAAUCGUUUCGAUCUCGAGAUGAUUUUAGGGGGGUUGCUGUGAAAUCUUUCUCUGCUUGAUGGUGACGACGACUCAAGAAUUGUGUCUUAUUGUUUCGUUUUCUUGAAUUUUCCUGGAUAAUGUUGACCUAAAGGAAAACCUUUCUUUCGAAUUACACUCCAUGAUAGUCAAUAAUUGAAGCAUCAUGAUGAUAUCCAUGAAUAAUGAAACUUUUUUUUUGUUCCGUGAAGUUGUGAAUUCAGCAAUUGUUUUAUCAUAUUUGAUCGAUUCAAUGCUUGGUUCCAGCUGAAGAUGAUGCAUACUUAAAUACAACUAUCUAAAAAAACUGAACCGUUCGAACAUUAUUUUCGAUGUA
Messenger RNA from Arabidopsis thaliana (thale cress), 915 nucleotides. RefSeq names its product ATP-dependent RNA helicase. NCBI's taxonomy places the organism in Eukaryota, Viridiplantae, Streptophyta, Magnoliopsida, Brassicales, Brassicaceae. The transcript has 2 exons. The coding region runs from base 279 to 551 and encodes 90 amino acids. The record is from RefSeq and is marked reviewed.